Messenger RNA from Acytostelium subglobosum LB1, 648 nucleotides. RefSeq lists its product as hypothetical. The transcript has a single exon. NCBI's taxonomy places the organism in Eukaryota, Evosea, Eumycetozoa, Acytosteliales, Acytosteliaceae. The annotation marks the transcript as partial. The record is from RefSeq and is a predicted model, not a curated record.
ACCACUUCAUUUAAUAAGUUCAAUGUAAAUAGACAAUAUGCCACAGUUACUCAGGUACCGAAAGAUACAAAGUCUGAGAAAAAGAAGAGUCCAUCAUUGUUUGAAUAUGAUGUAUUGAUAAAGGAUGAGAUGGUUAUAGAUCCAAAGGGUCAAUCAAACUACUUUGUAUUUGGAGAUACAAAGGUCUCGGAUAUUCUAGACAAAAAGAGGUCAACAGAGAUCCUGACAACAACUCCGGAUUCAAAGAUUAUUGAAGCCCUCGAGACUAUGACCAAGAAAGAUGUCGGUGCAAUUCUGGUCGUGAAUGACAAGGAGGAACUGAUUGGUAUCUUUACCGAACGUGACUACAUGCGUAAGGUCACCCUCGCUGGACUAAGCAGCAGAGUAAACACUAUAAAAGAGGUAAUGACUACCGGUGUCAAGACCAUCACCAAGGACCUGUGUGUAGUGGAAACGAUGCAAAUCAUGACCAAUCAGAGGUUCCGUCAUCUACCCGUGGUCGAUCCUGCCACCAAGAAGAUCGUUGGUGUCGUAUCCAUCCAAGAUUGCAUCAAAUCAGUUCACGAUAAUCAGAAGGAGACCAUCAAGUACCUUAGGGAGUUCCUGAAUGAUGCCAACUCCUACUCUAUGAAGCAUAACAAGAAGUGG